Messenger RNA from Lontra canadensis (Northern American river otter), 713 nucleotides. It is a transcript of the gene SMIM18, whose product is annotated as small integral membrane protein 18. NCBI's taxonomy places the organism in Eukaryota, Metazoa, Chordata, Mammalia, Carnivora, Mustelidae. The record is from RefSeq and is a predicted model, not a curated record. The transcript is spliced from 3 exons. Bases 214 to 510 code for a protein of 98 amino acids.
UCCAUCUUGGAUGUGCACUGGACUGCAUUACAAACAGACGAAACCAUCGCUUCAACAGCAGCCUUCAGACAAGAGCCACUAUUUCCUGAUUCAGGUCACCUGUCCUUGAAGUUUAAAAGACUGGAAAUAGGAGAGAGAGAUACACUGAGCCAACAAGCUGAGAAGGAGCCACACAGAUUCAAAAGAGCAAUACAAGAAGUAGAAUCCCUAAGAAUGGCCUCCCUGAGCUCCAGCCUCUGGAAUGAAACCACUACGUCUGUUUAUCAAUACCUUGGUUUUCAAGUUCAAAAAAUUUACCCUUUUCAUGAUAACUGGAACACUGCCUGCUUUGUCAUUCUGCUUUUAUUUAUAUUUACAGUGGUAUCUUUAGUGGUGUUGGCUUUCCUUUAUGAAGUGCUUGACUGUUGCUGCUGUGUAAAAAACAAAACUGUGAAAGACUUGAAAAGUGAACCUAACCCUCUUAGAAGUAUGAUGGACAACAUCAGAAAACGUGAAAUUGAAGUGGUCUAGCACUCUACUAAGAUGAACAAAAUCUCUGAAAACAGCCUUCAACUACUGAGAAAAAAGGAAAAUUUUCUGAGGCCAACUGUUAUUAUGAAAAUUGACUCUGAAUGAUUAAAAGAUUUCUAAAAGAAGGGAAAAACAAGUCAAAUAUGCACUUUGUGUGUGUGUAUCCCUUUCAUUAAAUGUACAGUAAAACUUCACAAAUGUAA